Armigeres subalbatus is the source of this 1624-nucleotide messenger RNA. RefSeq names its product UDP-glucuronosyltransferase 2B17-like. Gene Ontology annotation, molecular function: UDP-glycosyltransferase activity. Bases 56 to 1624 code for a protein of 522 amino acids. Lineage: Eukaryota; Metazoa; Arthropoda; Insecta; Diptera; Culicidae. The record is from RefSeq and is a predicted model, not a curated record. The transcript has 3 exons.
CAGCAGCUCAGUAGUCUCGUGCCGUUAGUCAAAGAAAACUGUUCCGUGUCGCAUUAUGGAAAGCAAGGCGGUGGUGAUAUUUCUAGUCGUCGUCGGUCAACUGGCAACGAUUGGCUUGGGCGCUAACAUUCUCUACAUAAGCAGUGUCGCAUCACCGAGCCAUUUUCUAUGGAGUCAAGUGCUGUUCGAGAGGUUAGCCGAGGUCGGUCACAAUGUGACGGUGGUGAACUUAUACAAGGAUGGUUUGAUACGUGGCGUUCAUUUGCUAAAAUUAGACGGCGUGAUUGAUGACCUUGCUUUAACGGAAGUAGAGGACGAUUACGUAGAGUUUGGCCAAUUAAAUGCCUUUGAAAUGCAUAUGGCAUUUGCAGAGUUGGAACUGCAUGUUUGCGAGAUUGCUGUGCAAAGUAAAGGAUUUAAAAGACUGCUGGGAGAUUCGAAGAAUUUACACGUCGAUUUAGUGAUCCAUGAUCAUUUGGCAGGACCAUGCUUGUUGUCAUUAUUGCCGAUAUUUAAUUACCCUCCUCUUAUUCUGGCUUCAGCAUAUAAUCGAAUAUCAACAACGUCUUCUUCUCUGGGAACUAUGGUAUUCCCUGGUUUUAUUCCAAACCAAGUAAUUGACAUGGUUGAACCAAUGUCCUUUUUCCAAAGAUGUUUUAAUUUUGUGUUAUUUUGCUGGGAACACGUGUUUAGAGAAUAUAUUUACUAUCCAAAACUGGAUGCUUUCAUCACAAUAAAUCUCAAUCAUUCUGCAAGUGUGUCUAGCUUAGAGAAACGUUCCUUAUUAGCCAUUUUAAAUAUUUGUCCAAUACUGGAGCUUUCAGAGCCAUCAUAUAGCAGCGUAGUCCAAGCUGGUGGCUUACACAUUAAACCUAAAAACCCACUCCCACCGGACUUGCUCCGAACAGUAGACAUGUCAAAUAACUUUAUCCUGCUUUCACUUGGAACUAAUGUUCGGAGUGAUUCGCUUGGUUUCAAAAUACUUCGUGAGCUUAUAACCGCUUUGAGCACACUAUCGCACAUAACUUUCCUCUGGAAAUUGGACUCGGAGAGUGGUCUUCCAGUGAAGCUCCCUUCAAACGUCAUCACUUCAGCAUGGUUUCCGCAGAGCGACCUGUUGGCCCAUCCGAAAAUUCGCCUCUUCAUCACCCACGGUGGAUUGCUCAGCAUUCAGGAAGCGGCUUGGCAUGGAGUUCCGAUUGUUGGGCUACCCAUUUAUGCGGAUCAAUUUGGAAACGUCAAUCAUAUGGUCGACAAAGGAAUCGGACGUCGAUUGUCGAUAUCGACCAUGAAAUCACAUCAACUGAUUGAUUGCAUUAAUGGCGUUAUGAGUAACAAGAGUUACAAGGAAAACGCCAUUCAACUGUCAAAAGUGCUCCGCGAUCGGAAGGAAUCCCCCCUAGAGACUGCAAUCCAGUCAAUUGAAUGGGUUCUGAGAAAUGCGGAAACUAGCCACGUGUGGAAACAAACACUAGUGAAUGUUGGAUUUCUGCAGAAGUACUCGUACGAUGUUGUUGCUGUAUUUGCUGGUGCCACUAUGUUAACGUUUAUUUUUUCUCUGGUAGUUGUUUGGAACUAUUUUCGCGUGCCCUUAAUAUUAAAGAAUAAAACGAAAAAUGAAUGA